Argiope bruennichi is the source of this 5950-nucleotide messenger RNA. RefSeq names its product homeobox protein Hox-C4-like. Gene Ontology annotation, cellular component: nucleus. The record is from RefSeq and is a predicted model, not a curated record. Bases 1 to 1269 code for a protein of 422 amino acids. Lineage: Eukaryota; Metazoa; Arthropoda; Arachnida; Araneae; Araneidae. Gene Ontology annotation, molecular function: RNA polymerase II cis-regulatory region sequence-specific DNA binding; DNA-binding transcription factor activity, RNA polymerase II-specific. Gene Ontology annotation, biological process: regulation of transcription by RNA polymerase II; anterior/posterior pattern specification. The transcript is spliced from 2 exons.
AUGCUCUCCGGGUCAUCGAGGCGGCGCGCGGUUGGCGGGCGCCCGUCACGUGAUAUGCUAAUGUGCUUCGACGGGCGGAGCCAGCGCUCAGUUAAACGACAACCCCAAAGAAAAAUUAUUUCCAUCCAAUUCAUCCAAAAAUUAAUGAUCAUGAGUUCGUAUUUGAUGAACUCUCCCGCUUACAGUGAUCCCAAAUUCCCACCCAACGAGGAGUACUCACAGGGGAAUUACAUUCCCAGCCACGGUGGGGAUUACUACACGCCGUCGCAUCAUCACCAUCACCAUCAUCCACACCAUCAACAACAUCCACACCAUCAACAUCACCCGCCGAGUCACCACCAACAUCCCCAGCAGCAACAUCACCACCACCACCCUUAUGCCGGCUACCCGUUAUCCGGCCCUGUUUCUUAUGGACAAGAGAAUGGCAGCCCCGUCUAUGGGGCGCCCAACGCGGGUCAGCACUAUUACCGGCCCCAGCCGCCCUGUGGAAUGGGGCCCGUCUCGCCCCUUCCUCGAACGCCCACUCUUCCAGUGGACCACGUCGUUCCCACCAGUAGUCUCAGCCCCGUGCCCUCCCAGGGCCCCAAUCAACAGCAGCAAAGAUCACCGGUCUCUUCGCCGACCCCACCGGGACUCCAGAGAAACCAGCCGCCGUCCCAACAGCAGCUGGGGGGCCCGACUUCGCCAGACUGUGCGAUCAGUGGCAAUGGAGGCAAUCAGCCGGUAAUUUAUCCCUGGAUGAAAAAAGUCCACGUCGGUGCAGUUGCUGCCAAUGGAAACUUUCCUGGAGUGGAACCCAAAAGGCAAAGGACGGCUUAUACUCGGCAUCAAAUCUUAGAAUUAGAGAAAGAGUUUCAUUUCAACAGAUAUCUUACUCGACGAAGAAGAAUAGAGAUUGCACAUGCUCUCUGUCUGUCAGAACGACAGAUCAAAAUAUGGUUUCAAAACCGACGGAUGAAGUGGAAGAAGGAUAAUAAACUACCAAAUACGAAAAACGUUAAGAAGAAAAAUCCUAAUAACGCCAACAAUGCAAAUAAUAACAAUAACAACAACAACAACAAUACUAAUGCUAAUAAUAAUAACAACAACAACAAUCCGGACCAGCAAAAUGCAAACAGAUUAUCCAAUCCUCAGUCUCAACCCCCAACACUGCAACCUGUGGUGCCACCUCCUCAGCCACCACACCAUAUGAUUGGUCCUUCUCCUCAUUCCCAACCAAAUUCUUUAGUGGUGGAUACAAAGACGGAUUAUGGACUUACAGAACUGUGAUGUUGAUACGUUAAGUCCUCUCUUUUGUGUUUGUACUGUUUCACACAUUCCAGAACAUUGUAAAAAUGUAUGUAAAAGCUAUUACGCCUCUUCAGGUAGUUCCAAAUGAACAGAACUAGUAAACUGAACUUCAUGUGAUGUGAAUUGUUUGACUUUUAGUGUUCACACUGGAUUUGUGAAGUCAUCAUGCCUUAAAGUAGAUCGAGUGGAUUAAGUCCAAAAUUGGUAAAGAAAACCAAUUUGGAUAGUGGCUGUGCACUUAGGGGUGCAUCUCAAGGGUUUAGCAAUCUUCAGCAACGACUUUUGCGGAUGCUUUUUAUGGUGUCAAUGAAACAAAUGUAGUAUAUUUUUAUUUCUCGUCUAAUAAGUUGACUACUUGCAAUAACAAUAAUGUGCAAUAAAAACAGCUUACGCAAUCAGUAAUCUGGUAAAGGCAGUUGCAAAAACAAAGCCACCACUGAAUCAUCAUAAAAAAGAGAAAAUUUUAAUAAUAUAUUUCAGUAAUAAAGAAAAUUAUAAUUAGUUUAAUUUAGAAAUAAAGAAUGAAUAAAUUCAAUGGCUGACAAAGCAAACCAAAAGGAUCAUAAAACAAAUAUUCAAUAGGUUUAAUUCAAUACACAGACUAAAAUUUUAAAUAUUUUGUGGAUUUAAAUUCUAUUUUAACGAUAAACAGUGAAAAUUUUCAGCAAUCAUUUUUAGAAAGAAAAUUUUUUAUUUUCAAAAAAUAGCAGAAGAUCAAUGAUAACUGCAUGUUUUCAAUGCUUAUAAACCGUUACACGCGUACUUCUUUCGAGGAUGAGCUUCAGUGUUUGAAUCUGACCCAAUCUUUGCGACUAUUAUUGCAUCAACCUUGAACUUAAUUACAUGAUCAGGGACGGAAAGUGCUCUCUGUAUGAAGAGUUACUCGCCGACUUCCGUACUUCGCGACUAUAGCAUUAGUAAAAAAGCAAUUCGAAAGGCUGCUUCGUCUACUAUUUAAAAUCAUGUUAGGUUUCAACAGUUAAUUUUUAAAUAUUGUAUUAAAAUGAUCAUUUUAAUUUCAUUAUAAUGAAAUGGAUUUUAAAAAUUAUGUAAUUGUAUAGCAAGUAACAAGAUCUUAUUUUAAAAUCUUUAGGAUUAACUUACGGUUGACUUUAUUCAAGCACUUUUUAAUUUGCAUGAAAACGUUAGAACAAAUUCUGAUGAAAAAAUUUAGAUAUACCCCGGUGAUAAUAUUUUAUUAAAUUUUGAUAAAGUUUUUAAUUGAUACUAUGUGAGAAGUGUUGAAAAGUGAAUUGAUGUAAAGUCAAAUGAAGACUGUAGUUGAAAGUUUGUUAUUUACUGUUUCUGAAUCCUCCUCGAGUACCUCCUUCAAGAAACGGUAAUCGAAGAGCGUACGAAUUGUUUGAAAAAAUAUUAAACAAUCAUUGAAAUGCUUCUGAAUACAAAUAAUUUACAGAAAGAACUUUUGAGAUGCACCUCUUUACGAGGCAAAGUGAGAAUACAUUAUGGAGUGCAUACAUGUAGUUUGUUUUGGAUUACUUCAUUGAACAGAAAAAUAAAUAAAAUGUCAACUGCCUAUUUCAUCUAGAUGUGUACAGAAUACCCCUUUUUACGUCCACAGGUACUGAAAUGGUGACAAUGUGCUGUCGUUGCGUAAAGCAACGAUAUAGGUAAGCAGAGGAAGAAUUAAGCACCUGUUUAUGUAAUUUAUUGCGUUGUAUAAAAAAAGGAUUCCAUUUAUGAAAGUGACUGCUGCUUUCGCACGUUAGUUCUGAAAGUAACUUGUCAGAAAAGAAUUUUUUUCUUCGAUGUUUUUAAACAGAGUUGACUGUUGCAUUUCAGAGUGAUAAAAGACAACCUUCGUAAAUGCUCUAAGUUCCCGGAAAAAUUACAGAUAACAGAUUUGCCUAUGAUUGUAAUAACAAGCUAAUGUUGUUGAAUGUUUAUUUCAUUGAAAAAUACAUUAAAAGUGUGACACUUUCUAGUUCUCACCCGUUGAAAAGAGUACAAAGAUUUAUUUUCCCCAUUGGUUCUCUAUUUCUCUUUUUCUCAUCCAUAUUGAAUUGUUUUAUUAUUUGUGAGCCAAAAAUAAAACAAACCGAAGUCAGUUUUUUUAUAAUUAGUUCUUACUAAAACAUUAUAUUCAUUUGAUAAUCAUAAUCUUAUUGUAGAAAUCAUUUUUAACUUAAUGUGAUUAAUAACCUAUUCAUUUCGUAGUAAUAUGGGAACUCGGUUUAAAAACAAUCUCAGGAGGUCUUUUUUUUUUUUACUGUAUAUGCUGCGUGCUGAUUGUGGUUACCUGCUGAGCAGAGUCAUAUUUUUCUAUGUGUUUCCUUAAACUUUCUUGUUGUCAUUUGUUAAUUUUAUGUUAGAACAAUUGCGGGUUUACUGUUUCGUGUUUGUUAAUUUAGUUUAAAAGCAUGGAAUGUAUUUGAAUAUUUCUAACAGAAGUUUUUCAACUUGUUUUUAGUACAAAAAUGUUCCGUGCUAUUCUUUAAUAACUUAAUAUUUUUCGGGAAGAAAAGGGAAUAGCAAUGCUUUCUAAUAACAGAUAUAAUGAUUUAACCUUUGCGCAAUAAAUUGAAACAAUAGUAAUUAAAAAAACUUAUUUUACUCUGCAUUUAGCACCCUGGCUGGCUUUUUUCUUUAAAAAUGCUAAUAAAAAACAAACAGUAAAGGAAAUAAUACGAAAUAUGUCAUUUUAAUAAACUCCUCAAGCGGAAUAAACAUGUCUAUUUCUGAUAGAAAAUCAUGGCAUUCGGAUUAAGAGAAACAUACAAUAUGCAAAGUUAUUUUUUUCAAACGUCAUAAUAAAUCUGAUAGGACAACUGUUACAAAUGUGGUAGCUUCUAAAAUGAAAUAUUGAGCCCAUAUUCAACCCUUAAGAUAGUUAAGUACCAUCUAAUUGCUCGCUGACGUUUUCUUAAUGCUCCCAAUCGAAAGCGAUCCUGCCGACGAUCGUUUCGCUUUUUUGUUUCCGUAAGGGAAAAGGAAAAUUGAAUUGAAAAAUCUGUGAAAGCGCUUCAUAAGGAUGCGACAAGCCAGUGACAAUGUAGCUCGCUAUAAGAAAAAUGGUCUCCCCACGGCGCGAUUCGAUCGGCUUGAAAACCUUCAGCUAUUCCUUUAUGGAAAGCUGGUGAAGGCAAGAGGGUAGUGGGUAGGGGCGAGAAAAUGAUGGGAGUUUAAACUGCGCCAGUGUCUGACAUGAACCUUAACUGGAUGAUGGAAGUUCCCUGGAAGAUUGCCAACAUCCCAGUUGCAACCAUCCGUUCCCUCUUGAAGACACGGCGUCGCGGCGUCCUUGUCUCUGAGCCGCUAAUGUCUCGCUUUUUGAAUUGCACAAAUGACGUCAGCAAGAUUUAUCCCUCCAACUCCUGAUUAAGACAAGUGCGAUUGUAGAAAAUUUAAUGCUUCCUUAGCCUCCCUGUUUUUAUAGAGCUCGAUAUCCAUCUUUAAUUGAGUAGUUCUUUGCAAAUAGUUGCUCUUAACACUUUCGCUCUGACACGACUUUAAAUUCCUGUUAGAAGCUAUUGUAAAUCGAAUUUGUUCAGAUUAAAAGCGCUAAUUCAACACAGUUGUAAAUCAAAAAUAUUGAAAAUCAUAUUAAAAAUUUUUUUUAACAAAACGUGUGUAUAAUUUAUAAAAGAUUUGUCAUUAUGUAAUGGUUAAAGACAGUUACUGACUGACUGACUAUUUUCUGUCUUACUGACUAGAAAAUUUCAAACAAAAAUAUGCUUCAAACAAAAUAUGCUAUUUCAAUUCAUCUUUAUAAUUUAUCUUUCAUGCUCAAUAUAUUAAGUUAGCUGAUGAAUAACAAACAUUCAUUUUGACAGUGAAUAACUAACUGCUUAUAAAAUAAUGAUUCUCUCGCUGUUAAUUAAUAUUCGCAAAAAAAUGUCCCAAAAAUCAUUAAAAAAACGCCUUUUACCACCUUAAGUAGUUAUAACUAAUUAAUGUUAAUUGAAAAUUGUUAUAUUGUAGAAUUUGUAUUUUAUUUAAUUUGUACAGUUGAACACUAAAUAAAUAACCUGGAAGUGAUUUUUAUAAUUGACAGCACGUUUUUCCGUCAUUAAUUAAACGAAACUGACAAAACAAAAACAAAAGAAAAAGCUUAGUUGAUUAAGCAAUUCAAAAUGAGCAUUAAAUAAUUGUAAUAUGUGACCUUGAGCAAAUGAUAGAAAAGGUUGAUCCUCGAAGCUUAAUAAUGCAAUAUUUAGUGGACGUUUCUUUUCUUUUUUCUUUCGUUGUUAAUUGGGUAAAGUUUUCAAUUAUCUUCUUUAUAUGUUUAUAUAGAGUGCUGGCUAUCUUUUCGUUCGGAUUUUCAUUUAAAGCUUAUUUAUAUGAAAUAACUUUAGAAAUCGAAUUUUUGCACGUUUUUCUCGUUUAUUUGAAGGGAAUUUACUUAAUUAUUUUUCAAUAAUAUUGAUGAAGUAAAAUUUAUAUUAUUGAAAGUCAUCCUCUAUCUGCCUCCUCAACUCCAUUAAUAAUAUAUUUUAAUGUUACACUUUUAAACUAUCAAAACAAGGUCCAGGCUCUGUUUAAGUUUGAAAAAUUAAUGAACUCCUUACGAGUUUAUAUUUUGUCGAUAUUGAAAUAAAUUAAUAAUAUCGUAUUUAAAACUUUAUAUUUUAUUCAAUAAAACUAAAGUCCUUUCCUUUCUUUUUAGAGUAAGAAUGAUAAAAUAUUCUUUUAUUUUGUU